Messenger RNA from Oryzias melastigma (Indian medaka), 1181 nucleotides. RefSeq names its product growth arrest and DNA-damage-inducible, gamma a (gene gadd45ga). NCBI's taxonomy places the organism in Eukaryota, Metazoa, Chordata, Actinopteri, Beloniformes, Adrianichthyidae. Gene Ontology annotation, cellular component: cytoplasm; nucleus. The coding region runs from base 107 to 586 and encodes 159 amino acids. The record is from RefSeq and is a predicted model, not a curated record. The transcript has 4 exons. Gene Ontology annotation, biological process: regulation of cell cycle.
CGCCGCCCGCUCAGACCUCAGAAUUUACAACUCCUGACUGAUCAACCUCACCAACCGAGACGCACGCGCACACUUCACUGCUCCGCCGCGCUUUUGGAUUAUAACUAUGACUCUGGAGGAAAUCUGCGGACAAGAGAACACAAUGGCAAACGCUGAUAGGGUUCAGAGCGCAGGCGCAGCCCUGGAGGAGCUGCUGCUCGCUGCAAAGAAGCAGGACUACCUGACAGUUGGAGUUUAUGAAUCUGCAAAAGUCAUGAAUGUUGAUCCAGACAGCGUGGCGUUCUGCGUGCUCGCCACCGAUGAGGAGUACGAGUGCGACAUCGCCCUUCAGAUCCACUUCACCCUGAUCCAGGCGUUCUGCUUCGACAACGACAUCAACGUCGUGCGUGUCAACGACAUCGAGCGCCUGGCCGACCUCGUGGGCGCAGACGAGACCGGCGAGCCCAAGGACGCGCACUGCAUUCUCGUCACGAGCCCCAGUGCAAACCCGUGGAAAGACCCCUCUCUGGACAAACUGAGUCUGUUCUGCGAGGAAAGCCGAAAUGCCUACGACUGGGUGCCCACGAUCACACUACCAGAACGCUGAAGCCGCAUUCCUCUGAAGAUGCUUCACAUGAUGAUGUUAAUGAUAAAAGAGUCAAAGAGCCAAGCUUCGGCUGGGGGGAGUCGAGCCUUUCUGUUUCUGGAUUAGGAGGCUGUCUGCAUCUUCCUCUCCCUGCAAGAGCUUCCAGAGCAUUCUGGGUCAGCAUGCUGGUUCUGGAUUACCCAGUGGAUUGAGGCGAUGGGGGGUCACGUGUUGACAGGACCAAGUGGACACAGAGCCUGGUGGAUCUGGACUGUGAUGCAUGGUGCAAAGAGAAGUGAUGAGAGAGGCAAACGGGGAGCUGAGCGCUGCAAAGAUGCUGUGGACUUAUGAAAGUGUGGCGGCUGGACUGGUCACUCAACACAGAGGAGAAAGUCGGAUGAUGGUUCUGAAGAUGAUGUCUGAACAUGGACUUGCAGCUGUCAGGAGGUUCUUGGCACAAGAACAUGAUUUCUUUCAAAUCCUGGUCUGAGCUGUAUUUGUGACUUUUUCUACGGACUAUUUUUGUCAAUGAUGCAAGCAAAACAAGUUCAAUCAUUGUUUUGAAUUGUAAUAAUUUUAAAAUGUUUUGUGAAUAAACAUUUGGAAUCAAACUCUC